Gekko japonicus is the source of this 3673-nucleotide messenger RNA. RefSeq names its product cleavage and polyadenylation specific factor 7 (gene CPSF7). Gene Ontology annotation, cellular component: mRNA cleavage and polyadenylation specificity factor complex. The coding region runs from base 1 to 1473 and encodes 490 amino acids. Gene Ontology annotation, biological process: mRNA alternative polyadenylation. The record is from RefSeq and is a predicted model, not a curated record. The transcript is spliced from 9 exons. Lineage: Eukaryota; Metazoa; Chordata; Lepidosauria; Squamata; Gekkonidae. Gene Ontology annotation, molecular function: mRNA binding.
AUGGCUUGUGUCGGGGGCUCCGGGUUCAGAUUCGCGGGCGGGGGGGGACGGGCGGGGGGCGCGGCUGGACGGGGUUCCCAGGAAGGGGUGGACCUCAUCGACAUCUACGCGGACGAGGAGUUCAACCAGGACUCUGAGUUUAGUAAUGCUGAUCAGAUGGAUCUGUAUGACGAUGUGCUAGCUGCCAGUUCCCAGCCUUCUGAAAGCUGUACCAGCAGUUCUGAGCCACCACCUGAAAGCCGUCAAGAACAAUCUCCCAAGCCAAACAGCAAAUCGCCUGCCAUCCUGUACACCUACAGUGGACUGCGUAAUAAGAGAGCUGCUGUUUAUGUGGGCAGCUUUUCCUGGUGGACAACUGACCAGCAGUUGACUCGAAUAAUCCGUUCGGUGGGUGUUUAUGAUGUGGUGGAACUCAAGUUUGCUGAGAACAGAGCCAAUGGCCAGUCCAAAGGGUAUGCAGAAGUUGUGGUUGCCUCUGAAAACUCUGUCCACAAACUUUUGGAGCUGCUACCAGGAAAAAUACUCAAUGGAGAUAAGGUGGAGGUGAAGUUGGCUACCCGGCAGAACCUUGCACAGUUUGAAGCGCAGGCUCGAAAACGCGUGCCUCCGAGGGCUCACUCCAGGGAUUCCUCAGACUCAGUAGAUGGCCGAGCCACUCCAACAGAGAAUGCAGUGCCACCACCACGCAUUGAGAAGCCUCCUUCUGUUUUGCCUUUCUUCAACCGCCCUCCUUCUGCUCUCCCUCUCAUGGGGAUACCACCUCCACCAAUACCGCCACCUCCACCACUUUCCUCAAGUUUUGGGGUCCCACCUCCCCCACCAGGCAUCCACUACCAACACCUAAUGCCCCCUCCUCCUCGACUCCCCCCCCACCUAACUGUGCCACCUCCGGGGGCAGUGCCACCUGCUCUGCACCUCAACCCAGCCUUCUUCCCCCCACCCAAUGCGGCAAUGGGCCCUCCACCAGAUGCCUACAGUAAGGCCUCAGCUCCAUAUAACCACAGCAGCCGAGAAUUAGGCCCAUUGCCACCCCCUGUCAGUGAAGCUGAAUUUGAAGAAAUCAUGAACCGGAACCGAGCAAUUUCCAGCAGUGCCAUUUCCAAAGCUGUGUCUGGUGCCAGUGCAGGGGAUUUUAGUGAUGCCAUUGAGACUCUGCUGACAGCCAUCGUUGUGAUCAAACAGUCCCGUGUUGCAAAUGAUGAGCGCUGCAGAGUCCUUGUCUCUUCACUUAAGGAUUGUCUCCAUGGCAUUGAAGCCAAGUCCUACAGCAUGGGGAGCAGCAGCAGCAGCAGCAGUUCCUCCAGAAAAAGGCACCGGUCUCGGGAUAGGUCACCCAGUCGAUCCCGUGAAAGCAGCAGGAGGCACCGAGAUGCAAUCCAUAAUGAAGAUCGUCAUGAGGACUAUUUUCAGGAAAGAAGCCGGGAGCAUGAGAGACACAGAGACAGGGACAGAGAAAGAGACCGGCAUCACUGAGAUAUGAGAAAUCUUUCCAGGGAGCAUGGGAGGAAUUCAGUGUUUUAUGGACUCAUAUUUCCUGUCCUUAAUCAAGACUAAAGGAUGGAUGCUUCUCCACGCUCUCCUUCCCACUUCCCAUUGACCCUUCUGGACCCCUUGGAAAGAGACUUUACCUGCAGAACUCCAUCUGGCGCACAGUGGCACAGGGAUCUGAGCUCUGCCAGUGUGAGUCGUGUGCUGCUGCUUCAUGGAGAAACACUGAAUGACUUGGAGUUUGGAAGGGGUUGUCUGAGCCACUGUGACUAGGGGCCACUUCAGUCCAUGGAUUCUUGGACCCAAAGAGAAUGGUGCUUUCCACAGAGGUUUACCCACCUCUUUCCUUUCCAUGGCUUUCUAGGAGCACCUGGGGAGGAACCCAUCCAGCUUGUCUCCUGUAGGAAGAACUGUCGCUUCAGUACAGCACAGGAUGUCUGACUGUAGUCUCACUGAAGCUUGUGUCCACAGUCCACAAUGCAUUGCCUUCUCAAGCAUCCAGUCUCCUAAAGUCUCAUCCUUUCCCCAAAACAGCUUCAGUUUUGCUUCUCUAGCACCAUCGUACACAGCUUAGAAAACAGUAUAUUUUUUUUAAUGGGAGGGCAGGCUGGCUAUUGCUUCCAAUUACCCUUCUUUUGUAUCUCUUCUCUCUGUGUUACUCCCUGUCCUGAAAGCCGCCAUCUCCGUUCUGCCUGUCUUUUUCUGGACAGGCCUGUGUUGGUCAUCCUGCUCCAAUAGGGAGUCUCCCUUAAGAAACUGUUCUGGCUCUGGGUACUCUUUCCACAGGUGAUACAUAUUUGCUUACAGCUUCCUUGCUUUGAUUCAUGCAAAUACCUGCUUCAGUUGUAGCUUCUUGCAUAAACCUUUGCUUCCGGGGCAGCCCUCCUAGAGUGCCACCUUCCUUCUUGUAGAGGGAGUGUUGUAGGCAGAAGACUGACUGAUGUAGUGCAUGGAGUUGGGAGCAAGUCAGACUGAGGCUAGCUCAGAGGGAUGGGAUGCAGCACACCCUGAGCGCAUUGUUAAGUUCCAUGUGAUGUAUGUGUUGAUUUAAGGUCCAGGAGUUCCCUUGCUCUGAGCCCAAUUUAAACAGAGCUCACUUGAGAAUGAUUCGCUUAUGAGUUUGCUUCAGAUGGCACCAGCUUUGCUGAUCUGAGACAUACUGUUCUAGGGGAAAUGCUUGGAGGCCGUGGAAAGCUGCUGCUUGUUCACACCAUGUGUAACUGCUGUGUAAACAAAAGUAAGGCUUCUGGAGGUUCUCAGUCUUUAAGCUGGCAGCCCCUUCAGGCCAGUAGCGUCAAAAUCUGCUUAGGAACGUUAUGGGACAGGUGUGGCUGUAGAACUCUAGGUUAAUCUGUUAUCUUUGAGAUGUAACCCUUUGGAGUACAGGUUUUGGUGCUCCGACCCAGUUUGAGUGCUCCAGUUUCUUAAAAACAAGAUAACACUCUUCAUCUUGGAAUAUAUAGUCUCCAGCACCUGGAUCUCUGUAAUCAGGCCAAGUGUCUGUUGCAUUCAUGAACACUUGAUGUGACUGACCAGCUGCAUGGUGAAGCUCCCCCUUGCUGGAGGAUCCUGUCUGGUCCCACCAAGACAGUUGUGAGGCCUAAAGAGGAUGAACGAUGUCUGGGAAAGGAUGUCGCCGUAUGACGCUGCACCUCCCUUUUGUACUGUUGGUCAGAGAGGUCUCAGCUCUAAAUGUUGGUGUUUUUUUUUUUAAAUGAAAACAAAGUUAUGUAAACUAAAAUGGGGUAAUGGCUUAAACUGUAAAGUAUCAAAUAUAAAACAUUUGAUUGGAAGAGUUGUUUUUUACAUAAUAGGACAAUUUUAGUUUGUUUUGAAAUAAUGGAAGUAAAAUGGAGAAAAGAAAGAAACCAAUGACAGAAAAAUAGCAUUGGCUCCCCUCUACUCACCCACCCUGUUCUUCGUGAUUUGAUUUGUUUGUCUUUUUCUGAUAGGUUGGAAAUUGUGUAAUAAACUUGAUGAUAUUGUCAAUCUUUUAUACUGCAUUGUAUGGUUUCUUUUUUCCUUUUGUAACAUUUUAAACAAGUGGGGAAGGGGUGUUGCUGUUUUAUGAAAUCUCUCCACUAAAUAAGAUGGGGGGGAGAGGGGUAUGUAGACCAGAAAGGCAAAGAAUGGAUAGAUAAGGAAGAUGUUUCUACAACACAGAUUCUAAGUUUUGGCUGGCUGA